This is a messenger RNA of Porites lobata, 7405 nucleotides long. NCBI's taxonomy places the organism in Eukaryota, Metazoa, Cnidaria, Anthozoa, Scleractinia, Poritidae. The record is from the annotation of a GenBank genome assembly.
AUGGCUGAAAAAGAGAAACCGGGUCCUCUUAGGUUCCUUCUGGCGUUGGCUAUCGUCCUUUUAGUAGUGUAUUGCUUAUCACUGAGCGUAUUCUUGGUAUAUUUCAUGAGAGAAUAUAGUCUGCUUAAACAGAGCGUACAAGAUUUACGAAGCCGCGUUGUGUCCUUGGAGGAAAGAAGGGUUACAGCUAGGGCGACUGUUUCUCCCUCGGGUAAUCUAAAAACACGUGAAAACAAGGAACCAUAUAUUGGGGGAACCCAACAGGUGAGUUGCUAUUCGGAAAAUUCUUUCACGUAAUCAGAAGAUCUGAGAUCGAUGUCGUGUUGAAAGCAUCUUAAAUCAUGUAAUUUGCAUUCUAAUGAGCUGGGGGUAGAAAUCUACAUAUCUCGGUUGUCUACCAUUGUUUGUGUCUUCUAAACAGCACGACAACUUUACUUCCUUAUUAUCAAUAAUUCUUGAUAAUCGAGAAAUCGUCUGAUCGUGAUCAUUCUGUCUAUUUUUACAGUUGAGAAACAUUGCUUUUAUCAUUCUUGUAAACAAAAAACGUUAUCAAAUUGCAAGUUCUUCCUUCUUUCUUUAACUAUAAAGCUUGCUCCUAGUUCCUCGAUCCUUUGAGCAUGGUAGUGUAUAAAGGGCCACAGGGAAAUCAAUAUUACAGUACUUAAAAAGCAGCAAAGACAUACUGUGCUGAGUCCGAUAUCCUAAUAUAACUUUAUCUGCGGACACUGUAAUAUCCUCGAGCUAUCUUGACUCAAAGUUCAAACAGAGGUCAAGCAGUUUUGCUUGAUCAGUUGUGAAUGCCCAAUGUGGUUUCCGGUGAGAUGAACUACACGGCAAGACGUGUCAAGACGAGAUUCCUUCCCACUCUGUUGCCAGACAUCAAGGAGCCAGCUCUUGGCCCAACUCCUGGCAGGGAGGGGGGGGAAUACUCAUGGUCUCUUGUGGUAAGGGUGUACAACAAGCUUCCCAAAACCAUAGAGAGAAAUAGUACCCAAUUCCAUUACUUGAUUCCAAAGAGCUCAAAAUCCCACCCUUUUUGCAUUGUCUGAGACCUAAACGGUUAAAAUUCAUUGUUAGUUUCAGAGCAAAAUGGGUAGAAAAUCAUACCCUUGGUGCUGCACAAACCAAUACAGCACAUAUAACAGAACGGGGAGUACCCUAUCACUCUCCUCUCUGCCCUCGGGCCCCCCGGCUUUUCAUAAAUAACUGACGCACGAGAACAGAACGCACUUCCUGGUGCAUGGCGGUAGCCUCCACUUUAAAGAAACCACGUGUAGAGACUGUUAUGUUGUUAUUUCCGUCAUUAAUUCCUGUCAUGCGUCUUGGCUCAGUAUUGAGGAAAAUUAGAGUUUCCGGACAUAUACACGUGGUCAAACUUGAAGUAAAAAGUGGGUUCCACUGAUAUGCAGCUUGUUCAUACCACCAAUUCCAACUCAUCUUUCUAAAAGCUCGUCAGCUGAUGCCAUUUAUAGUUAGAAGUGAAAUUAGUGUCACCCUGCGAGUGGAGCCUCCCUUUCCCAAAAUCGAGCAAGCGAAAGAAAGGCUCUAGGCUGCUAGCAGGGUGAAUCAGUGUACGAGGCAGUCGUGAAAAUUUCGGCGGAGAACCGAACGACCAAUAGAGAGACGCUCUGUGACUUGUAGGCCUGUUUCAAACGUCGUGCUACUGCCGUGGUGCAAAGCUGGCUCGACUGUAGCUCGACUGCAGCACGACACUAGCACGACUUGGUUUCAGACGUCAAAUUUAAUUCAGUCGAAUAGAACGGCAAUUGCCGGAAACAAAACACAAAAAAAAAGAAACAGUUUAGCAAACUUUUAAAUGUAUUCCAAUGUACUUAUAAUUUACGAAAUGAGUUCGGCACGGCAGUAGCGCGACGUUUGAUCGAGCUACUGCCGUGUAGCACGGCAAACCUUGACCUGCAACACGGCAGUAACACGACUUGGUUUCAAAAGUCGCUCUACUUCCGUGCUCAAGUCGAAUUUAAUUAACUACAUCAAUUUAUUUCGGCACGGCAGUAGCACGACGUUUGAAACGGGCCUUACCAAGGUCAUCUUUGAAAUUCAGUAUCCAUUUAAAAUGCGUUUAUCACGGCCAUUGGAGAGCACAGAGCUUUACAACCUUCCUCAUGCUUGUCAUUCUUUUAACCUUCCAUAUGUAGCGGAGACGGAAGCUACCUGCAAGCGAAAAGCAAAAAAACGGUUUAAGCUGCUGUGCCUAAAUUAGAAAACCGAUAUCUACAUUUGCAUUGUAUAUUAACAAUUCGUAGUAUCUAAAUGCCCAUAACACGCCCGUAGACUACACAGAUCAAUCAACAAUCAACGUACAGUUGAUUAACUUAAUUUUCGCGGAAAUUUAACCGUUCAUGCGUUUACCGUUGCGUUCAGCAAAUGAACGCAACAGAGGCAGGACGAUUACCAAGCUUUGACAAAUUAGAACCACAAUUGAAAACGGCGUUCGCACUUCGUUAUCACUGAAACUUUGAUCAAGCAGAACUUGCUUUGAUCCAGCGCAUGAUUUCGUGUAACUAAAGUUCAAAAUUACCCGUUCGUAACUUCAAAUACAAGUAGGCGGUUUAGUUUACGGUGGGAAUGCAAUGACCUUGCUUCAAGUUAUAACCGGCUAUAAAACGCGUUUCGCUCAUCAUUCUUUUAUCCUUCAGUUACGACAGACUGAAGUUUUCGAUGUUAGAAGCAUACUUCAUGGAUCACGAAUCAGAAGAAAUUCACAAUCACCAACUUGUGUUAUGUGUCAAACCAGGGAAGGGCCCCAAGGUAGGUUUCCAGUCACGAAGAGGGUUGGGGUGAGAACUAUGCCACUUAUUCCAUUCGCCAUUGCACAUCUCCCAUAAUACACCUUGUUUGCGCUCCUUCCCCCCCCCCCUUAACCUUUAAUUUAAUCCUCGCUGGGUAUUACAGUCGUCUUAAGAGAAAUUGAAGAUUAUGCUUAUGCAAAAUUUUUGGGGGCAAACGAGGUGUAUUAUGGGAGAGGUGCAAAUGGAGAAUGUGGUGUUUGUAGCGCCUGCACUUGCCAUGCGCAGCGAUUUCGGCUAAACUUCGCGAAUUCCAGAAAAUAAUAGUGCCAAAUCCAAUCUUUUCUACCGCAACAAUGGCACAAAAUCGACAUUUAGGUUGAGUUUGUUGUUCAUUGUAGCCGCGGUUAACUUAUUCCCUGUUAUAAGAACAGCAUUUUUCCUUAAGUCCCAUUCCAUCUGAAAUCAGUUAUAUAUUGAAAACAUCUUGUACCCACAACACAAUAAACAUUAUUACUUAUGCAUGGAAAUGACGAUGAAUACAUCACUUACAGCAUUCUUUACUCCUAAUUCUCACGUCUCUAUCAUAUCAGAAUGCUAGAGCUAUAAAUAAUUUUCAUCGUGUAAAGAUAUGAACUGAUGUUUUCAAUACUUCUUCGUUUCCUUUUUAGGCCCAAAGGGAAAGAGAGGGAAAAAAGGACCAAGAGGUUAUUCAUAUUUUCUUUAAAACUCAGCAGUCAAUUUUUAGAAACUAAAUAUUAAUUAUAUUAAAUAAUAUUAUUAAUAAUAUUAACGUAAUGAUAAUAUUAAUAUUAAUAAUUAAUAAUAUUAAUUUAAUAAUGUUAAUUUAAAAUUAAAUAAAUAUUAUGGUGAAUUCAGGACAUUGCGUGAGGACAGAGCUCUUGUUUGAGAUUGGAAACGUUUCAUGUAGUUAAGAGCUGUGGAUGACAUUCUGCAGUGUAAAACAUUCAAAUGAAACCUUUUCAGCAGUACCUUCACAUGAAACCGCCUGUUAUCUAGUAUUUCACAAAAUGGAAUUCUUUAAAUUUUGACAUUAGGCACUCAAGAGACCAAUGAAGUCGAAACCGGCUUUGUUAAGUAUAAGGUUGGCCUCCUGAUUUCCUGACUAUUUUAUCCACCGGGACUUCGGUAACUGGCUGUUAAAUAGAGGGCAGCUGCUUGGUAGAGGCUCAACUGUAAUUAUUAUUAUUUUUUUAAUGUUUUUUUUUCUCUAGGCGAGAAAGGUCCUCAAGGUCCCGUUGGUCCCGCUGGUCCUCCAGGUCCCGGGGGACCACAAGGAGUUCCCGGGCAAACUGGCCCGCAGGGCUUGCAGGGACUGAAAGGAGAUCCGGGACCACAAGGUAAGACACCUAUAAAUCUCUACGAAAUGGAGGUAUAUAUUAAAAAUCGGCAGCCGAGCAAAAGACGUUACUCAGCAAGCUAGAGAAAAGUAAAAAGGCCACUUAGAAAAAAUACAAUAAUAUUCUCAAAUUGUCGUUUGGGUAGAGCUUCAUGUAAACCUGACUUUCACAUUUUUUUGCGGAGACUAUAAAGGUUAAUGUAAAUUUAGGCUUUCGCAGUUAAAUCAACGUUUGCUGUUUUUCUUGUUUAUCCAGGUGAACGAGGACCUGCGGGACUUAUGGUAAGUAAGUUCACUUGCUUUAGUGACUAAGCUUAAAAGAACACCGAUUACUUUCCUUGAUACUAACAGAGUGUCAGGUUUUUUUAUUGCGUUUGUUAAAAGUAAAGUUAAUUUUGUUUCAGAAUAGAGAUUAAUGUCAGUCUGUCAAAGGUACUGGGAGACUUUAUCGUCUGUGAAUGGAGACCCUAAAUGGGGUCAUUGAUAUGGAAGCUCUCACGUAGCGUGGAACUUUCUUGUAGUCAGUUAAUUAUGUUGUACAAGGUGUUUUGAAUUUUUUAUCUGAGAAUGAAGUCCUAAAUUGUGACGACUAAAGUGAAAACUGCCGAGCAGUAUUUUCCCUUUGUGUUGUUAAUUAUGCUGUAGAUAACUAAGAGCGACAUUUUUUUCCUUUCUUAGGUGGCAGAGAGCGCUCACUUAGUUGGAGAUGGAAGAAGGGUCCACCACGCCGGUACGGAUCCAGUUACUCUUCUCUUUUUUAAAAUUCGUUUUUGUUGACUGCCUUCAGUCAACUUGCGUCCUGUUACAGUUAGAAACUAAUGCCCAAUCUUGAUCAAGGCUUUGUACAAAAGUUAAUACUAUAAGCACGAAAAAUCUAAACCGCAAGGCGAAUAACUCAAUAUACUCGGACGUUCAGUCGGUGUCCAUUGGUGUAUGCGUCGGUUUUUUUUUUUUUUAGAGUCGUUGGCGAGUAAAAAGGAGUACCCUGUAAACAGGUUCCCUAGAGUGGUCUAUAGCGAAGGGAAAGAAACAGAAAAGCUCUAGCAAAGAGGGGUUAGCUUACGACCACGUCUUCCCUAAAUCUCUCUUCUCUUUUUUUCGCCUCGCUCGUGAACAGGCAAAAAUGGAAGAGUGGCCUGCAAGGAGAAGUAAAAUUUCCAGACCGAAGUAAAACGAGUUUACAGUUUUAUCAACUCCCUUGCCGUUAAGACUGUUUUUCUUACGAGAAUUUAUUGCAUGAACGGUAAUCCGUUUGCUUUGGUGUUUCCUUAGUAAGUUUAACUCUGUGACACUACAAGGCGGACAAAAACGCACACCACUGAAUUGUUCAAGUACUAGCGCUUAUGAACUUUCAACUUUUUUCCUCAGGAACCGUGAAUCGCUGGAAGGAAGAUCAUCCUGGUCAUGUAAGAGGUAAUAUAGUAUUUCGAAAGCACCAGGGUGCAUUGGUGGUCGGUCGUUCUGGAACGUACUACGUUUACAGUCAAAUGUACUACUACGAUUGUACCAGCUAUUCCAUGAGUCACUACACCGUACUGAAUCAAGACAAGAUUCUUGGAAGCAUUUCCAGUGUGGCAGGAUGCAGUAAAGAGUACUACACAAACUACCACGGCGGCAUUUUCCAUCUGAAUCGCGGAGAUACCCUCAAAGUGGAAGUGUACAAGAGUAAGAAGUAUUUUAUGGAAGCGCGGCUCACAUACUUUGGAUUGUACAUGUUGUAUCCCGAUUGAAAUUAUGUUGGAAAUCGUUCAACUGCAAAUGCAAUCAUACGUCCCUCAUUUUUGAUGUUACUGAGGUAGAACAGGUUGCACCUUCAAAAAACAUUACCUGUUAAGUUUUUUCCAUGUAGAGACAUCAAAGAUAUCCUCCGAAAAAGGAGUAUUGACAUUACCAAAACAACGAAUAACAUGGCGGUUUUAUGGUCAACUCUAAUCUUGUACAGUCCCUUAAGUUAGAACACCCUGUACCACAAGAAAAUACUGCAUUGGGAAAUCAUUUAAGUAAACGCGCGAGAGCUCCUACAACGCAAUUCUUGCUUAAACAAAAAUUAUGAAAAGGUUGACCAGUGCAAUAGCAAUAUCGGCAUUGCCAUCGGAGUGACGCUUAGGUUUGUCGAAUAACGUUACUUACAUCAAAAAAGAUAACUGCGGGGCGAUAAAGCUUACACUGCUUGAUCGUGAUUUUAAGCACAGUUUACGAUGUAUAAAUUUUUGUAGUAUGAAGAAGUCGCGUUUUAGAUUGUUUGUAUUUUUGUCGCCCACCUUGUUUGUAUGCCAAGCCAAGGCACCCAGGGCCGAGAAAAAUUAUGUUCGAGUUCGCCCCUCCCUCCUCCUCUAGUUGUGCACGAGUGGACUCCUGACUUAAUUGAGGGUCUAAUUCCGCCACUGUUUUUGACGUAAGGGGAAACAAUUUUCCGUGUAUAUAAGGGCAUUUUCGGCAUCCGAAAAGUAAAGCAGAUACUGCAUUAAUGUAGAAUCAAGGUCUUGAAACCAAGCAGUAAAUAAUGACACUAGGAGUAAUUGAGCCUUCACCUCCCUUGACCAAUUGACCAGAAUUAAGAUUUUCCUAAGAACAUCUAUGCUUAGUUAAGUACUAAGAGAGGCGGGCAAAAGGAGUUUUUGUAUUCUUAUGUUGAGAGUUGAGGGGUUACUGAGUAUAGUUUUGUAAAUAAUCGCCAGCAAUGUAAUGUUUUUUUUUUUGAGACAGAGUUUAAGAGGAAAACCCCAACACGCGGAAAAAUUGUCUCGCGCGCGCCCCAAAGGAUUACUAACCGCGAGCCUGUCGAGUGUUUAGGUAGUUCCAUUAUCUCUGAGAGAAAACAAGAGACUUAUCCUUUCUAGUGUAUUGUAAAUUGUAAAAACCAAUGUAGAAACAGAAAAAGCGCAGUAAAGCUAAAUGCGAUUAACGUGUUACAGUAAUUCAUUGGUUCGCAAUGUGAUAAAAUUACUGAUACCUCGUUUUUUUCUGGUAAAAAGCGGUGUACAUUUUAGCUAGAGAAAAUUCUGACGCAAUUUCUAUAAACAACAGCUUUUCUAAAUCAGCACGAUUUUUAAAAGAAAUAAUUUUGCAAAGCAUUUGCAAAAGCUGGUCUACUGAACUCUUUCAUGACAGUGUAAAUACCAUUACAGCAUAUCGACUUGCCAAGAUAUGUCCUUAAAAACUAUUUGUGUGUGCAAAUAAAGUAAUCGCAAAUAAACUGUAUCGUUUUCUACGAUAUACAUAGCCCAAAAUUGUUCUAUUGAAACCGCAAAGCUAGCCAUCAGAGCUACGAAAUUGUCAAUAACCAAUUGGUAGUGUU